CCGCGCAUGCUCCCUAUGAAGAUGGAGGCACAGCUCCCCAGAUCCUAGCCUGGGGCUGGCGCGGGCCCUCUGGCUGACUGCCCCCUGAACAACCCUCUGCAGCUGGAUUCCAUGAACGCCUGGCAUGAACCGCAAGAAGCUGCAGAAGUUAACAGAAACUUUAACGAAAAACUGCAAGCAUUUUAAUAAAUCUGAAGUGAAAUGCCUUAUAGAUCUUUUUUAUACCUUGGUGGGAGGCAUAACAGAAAGGCAGGGUACAGUCGUUGGACUUGAUCGUAACGCGUUCCGGAACAUCCUGCACACAACAUUUGGAAUGACGGAUGACAUGAUCAUGGACAGAGUAUUCCGAGGUUUUGAUAAAGACAAUGAUGGCUGUGUAACCGUAUCAGAAUGGGUUUAUGGAUUAUCACUGUUUCUUCGAGGAACUUUAGAAGAAAAAAUGAAAUAUUGCUUUGAAGUGUUUGAUCUCAAUGGUGAUGGAUUCAUAUCAAAAGAGGAGAUGUUCCACAUGUUGAAGAACAGCCUUCUCAAACAGCCAUCUGAGGAAGACCCUGAUGAAGGGAUUAAAGAUCUGGUGGAAAUAACCCUAAAGAAAAUGGACCGAGACCAUGAUGGGAAGUUGUCUUUUGCAGAUUAUGAACAGGCUGUAAGAGAAGAGACUCUUCUACUAGAAGCUUUUGGACCUUGCCUGCCUGACCCAAAGAGCCAGAUGGAAUUUGAAACCCAAGUCUUCAAAGACCCACAUGAAUUCAAUGACAUGUAAAUCUUUCUAUGCCUGUUGCCUCAAUGAGAAGGAGCAGAAACAUAUGAGUACACUGUUUAAUGUAGAACCAUGACAUUGAGUUGUGUGUUUGGUGAGAGGGUGAAGUUCACUCACACAUUAGCCCCCCCCCAAUCCAGUGAGGAUGUAAGUAAAAUAGAUGGAAGAUAAGAAUUUUUUUAAUGAGAUGCUGGCUUUGGCAAGACAAGUAACUAACUGUUGCUGGAGAUAGUGUAUCACAUCCACUAUCUGUUGAAGCAUAAAACUGUCAUGAAACAUUUGUAUUAGUGAAAUGAAGGGAGCAGUUAUAUAGCCAUCAAUAAUUUAAAAAAAUAGUCUUCAUGUCAGAAAGAUGUUAGUUGUAUUUUUAAAAAAAUAUAUCACAAACUGUGCUGCUGUGAACAUAGGUGUUUGACUGCCCAGGAUGCAGUGGUGAAGAGAGACAUGGGUUGGUGGUAGGCACAGUACACAGAAAUGUAUCAUAGGGAAAUGAGAAACUUUACUCAUGUAUCAAUAACUGUCUUGUAAGUAACUAUUUCCCCCAAUAAAAUCAUUUGGAGAAAACUA
Messenger RNA from Erinaceus europaeus (western European hedgehog), 1327 nucleotides. It is a transcript of the gene CLXN, whose product is annotated as calaxin. Gene Ontology annotation, molecular function: calcium ion binding. Lineage: Eukaryota; Metazoa; Chordata; Mammalia; Eulipotyphla; Erinaceidae. The transcript has 6 exons. The record is from RefSeq and is a predicted model, not a curated record. Bases 125 to 763 code for a protein of 212 amino acids.